AUGCAGGCCAACACUUUGCGAUGCGGACGCGGUGCGCACUGCCGGGGACGCGUUGCACUGCCGGAGGAGCGAGCAAGUCAGCUGGUGAAUUUUGGAAUAGCGACAGAUCCACUAUUAUCUAUGUCGGCUUCUGAUCCGAUAACAAUCAACUUCGAUUAUUCCGUCCCACCACCACCAAUGGGAUGUCUGUAUGAGGUAUUCUGCUAA
This is a messenger RNA of Cylicostephanus goldi, 207 nucleotides long. The record is from the annotation of a GenBank genome assembly. NCBI's taxonomy places the organism in Eukaryota, Metazoa, Nematoda, Chromadorea, Rhabditida, Strongylidae.